Messenger RNA from Panthera uncia (snow leopard), 893 nucleotides. RefSeq names its product neuromedin U (gene NMU). The record is from RefSeq and is a predicted model, not a curated record. Gene Ontology annotation, biological process: regulation of smooth muscle contraction. The transcript is spliced from 10 exons. Lineage: Eukaryota; Metazoa; Chordata; Mammalia; Carnivora; Felidae. Gene Ontology annotation, molecular function: neuromedin U receptor binding. Bases 231 to 752 code for a protein of 173 amino acids.
UGACGCGACGGAGGCCGGGGGCGGCGGGCUGCGAGGUGACGCGCGUGGGGACCGCUCUGGCCCAGCCCACGUGUCCGCGAGAUUUAAAAGUUGGCGGCGCGCGGGGAGGUCAGCUUGGCGGCGGAGCCCCGCGAGCAGCGCGCCCGGGACGCAGAGGCACUGCCAGGGCCCCGCGUGGAGUGCUGACCCGCGCAGCUCAGGCUCCGAGCUCCGAGCCGCCAAGCGCCGAGAUGCCGCGAGCAGCGAACCGCCGCCCCGGGCCGCCCGCCGGACAGGUGGCCGCCGCGUCCCGGCCCCUGCUGCUGCUGCUGCUCGCCUGUUGCGCGGGCACCUGCCUUGGUGCUCCAAUAUUAUCUCAAGGACUACGGCCUGAACAAGAACUACAGCUGUGGAAUGAGAUAGAUGAUGCCUGUUCGUCUUUCCCGUCCCUUGAUUCUCAGCCUCAGGCAUCCAAUGCACUGGAGGAGCUUUGCAUCACAAUUAGGAGGACUCUACCAAAGCCCCAGGAAACAGAUGAAAAAGAUAAUACCAAAAGGUUCUUAUUUCAUUAUUCGAAGACACGGAAGUUGGGCAAUUCAAAUGUUGUGUCGUCUGUCGUGCAUCCGUUACUGCAGCUUGUUCCUCACCUGCAUGAGAGAAGAACGAAGAGAUUCAGACUGGACGAAGAAUUCCAAGGUCCUAUUGCAAGCCAAGUUCGGAGACAGUUUUUAUUCAGGCCACGCAAUGGAAGAAGGUCAGAAGGUUACAUUUAAAAUGGACCAACAAUUUUCCACAGAAGCAGCAAAAUGUUGACAUUUUGUUUUCUUCUCAAAAACAAUCCUUGCUAAACUUACUGUAUUUGACAAUCCCUGUGUUGUAAACAUAUUCAAUAAAAGUUGGUUGAGAUUAUAAAA